UUUAACCGUCAAACAAAGCACCUGGCAAAUUGGGACCGAUUCGCAAUGGCCUCUAAGACACCGGAUAAUGUUAUAAUACGCGUUAUGAGGAAAGAGGACUAUAAGAAUGUAAGGGCAUUAUUUAAAGAAGACUUUCUUGCCUCGGAGCCCUUGUGUCAAUUAAGCGGCAUAGCAUCUCAAUGGCAGAACGAGGAAAAAGGCGGAAAUGACGACAAUAAUCUUUCGGUGAUCGCUCAGGGCACCUGCUUGGUGGCCCUCGAUGAGGACGACGGUGGCCGACUUGUGGGAUUCGUCCUGGCCGAAGCCCAGUUCCCCGAGGAUAUCGAAAAGCAUCGCAUUGAGGCGGAGACCUCUCGACAAAAUGGUUUUGGUCGCAUUCGUGUCAUUCUGUUCAAAGUUGAACGGGAGGCCAAUAUCUUUGAGCGCUUUGGCAUCUCGAAAGUGCUCUACUCCAAAGUCACCUGUGUGGAUGCUUCGAUGAGGGGCAAAGGAAUUGGAUCGCGACUUGCCGCCGCUUUGAUGGAUGUCGGCAGAUCCAAGGGAUUCCCUGCAAUGUUGGCCCACUGCACGAGCUUCUUCUCCGCCCGCCAGAAGCAGGCCCUGGGGAUGCAGUGCAUCUACUCCCUCGCCUACGCCGACUACAAGGACGAUCAAGGACGUCCCAUUUUCACCCCUGCAGAACCUAACACAAUGCUACGAGUAAUGGCUAUUAAACUGUGAGAAUAUUUUUCAUACAAAAUAGAGUGCAGUGAAGUGAUUUAUUUUGCGGUAAAAAUCUUUCUAAAAUGAGUUUGUUCCAAAAUGUUGAUGCUCAUAGUUAAAAAGUUCUUUAUUGUUUU
Molecule: messenger RNA, 839 nt
Organism: Drosophila gunungcola (fruit fly)
Lineage: Eukaryota; Metazoa; Arthropoda; Insecta; Diptera; Drosophilidae
Product: arylalkylamine N-acetyltransferase-like 2
Molecular function (GO): N-acetyltransferase activity
Source: RefSeq, a predicted model, not a curated record